AAUUUAUAAUCUGUGAUAGUGUGAAUUGCAUUUGAUGACCACACAUUGCAUUGCCUUUGGAAACGCCACCCGAUAAAAAAGCGGAUUGUUAUUUACUGUUUUCUUCUUGUUAUUAGAUGUUCUUCGCUGAGUAGCCCUGCCCAUGGCGCCGUCUCCUGUACGAACUCCAUCAAUGUUGGAUCCAGCUGUACCUAUUCCUGUACUACUGGCUAUAAGCUAUCAGGCGGAUCGGUAGUAAGAUCUUGUUCACGUUCAGGGAAUUCAGGCCAAUGGACUGGAUCUGGAUUGGAAUGCAUCCGUGUAACGUGUAGCGCCCUCUCCAGUCCAUCCAGUGGCCAACUCACCUGUUCUGAUGGCAGUUACUACAGCAGUCGAUGCAGCAUAUCUUGCAACAAUGGAUAUACAUUGCAAGGCAGCUCUUCCCUCGUGUGUGGACAGUCUGGAAGUUGGUCAGCUGCGGUCCCGUCCUGUGCAGAUACUGCUGCACCAGCCUUCACCCGCUGCCCUUCAUCUCAGACCGUCUACGCUCCGUCGCUCUCCUCCCGCGCUACGGUCAGCUGGGCAUCACCUUCGGUUUCCGACAACUCCGGGGAAUCUAUUACCCCGAGCCUGUCAAGUAGCUCAAUCAGAUCUGGAAGUUCUUAUGCUGCAGGCACGUAUUCUGUAACUUACAGUGCUGCAGAUAGCUCUGGAAAUGAAGCCACUUGUCGGUUCUCGGUUACUGUUACAGUCAUACACUGCAGCAGUCUCUCUGCGUCUGCCCCACUCCAAGUGACCUGCCCGAAUGGAGCAAUACGAGGCUCGGUCUGUACUUUUGAAUGCAGUGUGGGAUACAGACUUCAGGGUCAAAGGUCAACGGAAUGUCAGAAGAGGGGGUCAGCGGGAUCAUGGGACCAGCCCUCGCCUACCUGCCAGAUUCUUCAAUGCCCUACCUUGGUUGCACCUAGUCAUGGACAAAUUAUAGGAGAUUGCUCAAGGAACUAUGGCUCCAGGUGCAACGUUGCGUGUGACAUCGGCUACGAGAUUAGCAAUGGUGCUCAACAGUGCAGUGCCCAAGCAGGAAGUACUGAUGCAUUCUGGGUAGGCUCAAGGCCCACCUGCACAAGAAUAUACUGCAGGAAGCCAGUGCUUACCACCGCUCUUCAGAUCAUAACCAGCCAGGCCUGCCCCACUGGCGAUCAGGUCCCAUCUGGUAAUCAGUGUCGGUUCUCCUGCAGUGAAGGGUACUAUCUUUCAGGAAAUGCUGCCCUCGCUUGUCAACAUGAUCGAACCUGGAGUCAAGCCGCACCAACCUGUCACUUGAUUACCUGUGCCGGGAGUGAUCUCUCUCCUCCAGUCAACGGUGAAAAGCGAGGAUGCUCCUCCUCCCGGGAGAAUUAUGGAACAGUAUGCACCCUGGCCUGCAGUAUAGGGUACUUACCAGCCACGCCCGUUCAAAGAACCUGUUCAGACGACGGUAACGGUGAUGGGUAUGGUGUCUGGACGGGACCCGAUCUCACAUGCACAAUUGUGACCUGCCCCGCCCCUACCACACCCAGCAACGGUCGAGUGACUGGAUGCCUGUACCAGGGUUCAUCGCAGGGAGUAGACGAAAGACAGAAGUACAGUUCAACCUGUAGCAUGGUAUGUUCUCAAGGCUUCAGUCAGACCGGAGGGUCAUCUACCACGGUCUGUCAGGCAGAUGGACAGUGGGAUGGUCAACAGAUCCUUUGUCAAGACACCACACCACCUGUUUUUGUGUGUCCAUCCAACAAGCGUCUGUUUGCCGGGGAAGACAGUACUACUGCUCCAAUACCUUGGAAUGAAUGGGAACCAGUCAUGGGUACUGAUCGAGGCGCCUCUUUACAUGCUACCCUAUACGCGAUAGACUCGAUAGAGGUCGGAUCUUCCAAACCAAACGUCCUCGUGGAAGGAACUCAUAGAGUUACAUACAGAGGGACGGACCUUGCGGGACACUCUGCUAUAUGCUCCUUUGACAUUGAAAUAGCAGUGUCAAGAUGCGCACCCGUUCCGCUCCCUGAGCAUGGUUCAGUAGCUCUCCUCUCCGGGAAUGGUCGAUGUGAAGAUGGACCCAUCUUUGGAGCAGACUGCCGCGUGUCGUGUGAGGCAGGUUACCGACUCUCAUCAGACACAGAUCACAUUGACCGAGUUUGCCAGAGGCUCACUGACAUAUCACCGAUUGGCUACUGGACAGGGCAGAAUGAGAUAUGCAAUGUGAAGAACUGCACUGUUCCUGCCGUCAUCAAUGGAUUUACUGAAGACUGUUCGAGGCCUAAGGUCUCUUAUCAAACAACCUGUCAAUUUCACUGUCAACCUGGGUAUAGCACGCCCUCUGGAGUCGAGUCUGUCACUCGGACUUGCCAGACUGACGAGACAUGGAGUGGACAAGAUCUUCAAUGUACAGUUACAAAGACCUGUCCUGCAUCAUUUGAUAUGGACCACGGGAGUGUGAACCCAGCUGAGUGCGAGUCAUCGGAUACUGUACGAUUUAAUACCAGGUGUGAAUUCGCCUGUGAUGCGGGUUACCAGAUACAGGGACCGAGUGCUCUUGCCUGCAGCACUGAUGGGGUGUGGAAUCAUGAUGUCAUACCAUACUGCAAAGACAUCCAGCCCCCAUCGUUCAGGGGACCUUGCCCUCAUGAGGUCACACUACCUGCUCAACAAGGGACUCUGGAGGCUAUGGUAGACUUUGAGGAACCAAUUCCAUUCGAUAAUUCCGGCCAAGUCAAUCUCACAAGGCUAGCUCCUAAUCAUGGCCCAGGGAGCACCUUUGAUGAAGGUGGUACAACUAUUGGUUACCUAGCAACAGACUCCAGUGGAUUAACGUCCAGGUGUGAUGUAGUCAUAACAGUCCAAGUUUACAGAUGUGCCCCUCAACAACCUCCUCUCCAUGGGAGUGUAGCAGGAUGUCCCGAUCCUUUCCAUGGCUUGGAAUGUCAUUUCUCCUGCGACGUAGGUUAUGACUUGAUUGGGCAAGAUACUCUGUCAUGUGAUCUGUCACCUGACACUUUCCCAGUGUGGAGUCAUGACGGACCAGUUUGUCAGAUACGGACAUGUCCAGCACUGGUCAUUGAUGAUCCGGCCACGCUGACCGGGUGUGGUCAACCAGAGGAGAUUGUACCUUAUGGGUCAGUGUGUACAUUCCACUGUCCAUUUGGUUACGAUGGGGAAGGGGAUAGGGAGAAGAGGUGUCAGGCCGAUAGAACAUGGAGUAGCACUGAUUUUACCUGCAGUCGUAAAUCCUGUCCAGCUCUUGUGGAGACGUCAAAGAUAUCGAUCGAACUUGAAUCUUGUCUAUCAGACCCACGCUUUGAGGAUACGUGUAACCUUGCAUGCAGGACUACAGGGUUUGAGAUUAGGCCUUCCAGUCUCAGAGAGACCAUGUGCUCUGGGAACAAGACCUGGACUAAAGACGUAGGCCAGGCCCAGUGUAUAGUUUGUCUACAGCCAGUAUGUCUACUUACCAUUUAG
Molecule: messenger RNA, 3471 nt
Organism: Lytechinus pictus (painted urchin)
Lineage: Eukaryota; Metazoa; Echinodermata; Echinoidea; Temnopleuroida; Toxopneustidae
Product: P-selectin-like
Exons: 20
Coding region: 1621-3471 (616 amino acids)
Source: RefSeq, a predicted model, not a curated record